AUGCCGAUAAGAUUAGAGGAUGGUGAUAUCGAUGUUUCCGGUGAUCUGGAAUUGCUGCACUCCAUAGAUCACUCUAAGUUGACGAGAGCUGUUAAUGGAUUACGAAUAUCAAACAUUCCAGCCUUAAAUUUCAUCAUUAUUUGGAUAUUGGGUACCUUCCUUGUUAAGUUGACUACCAAGUACACGGCCUUAUAUUUGAAAAACUCUUUGAUAACAAUAAUAGUAACUAACUUGGUACUUUACGGAAUCUCUGAAACCUUAGCGCAGUCCAUACUUAAUUUCAAACCCAAUCAACCAAUAAUUAGCUUCAAAAUGCAUGAGCCUGCUAUUCUUCAUCUGGCAUCGGAUGCAACUGAGAAUCAUUUACCUCACGCUGAAGAAAUCGAAUUCAAUAGAUUCAUUGAGUUUAUCCAGGAACCUCAAAUCAUAACAACAGAAUCGCAGGAUUACGAAACUAUUAGAAACACUCCAGUCACGUUAACUUUCUUUAACUUCAAGAGGUUAGCUGGCUUUAUGUGCUGGGGCUUCAUCAUGGCGUUUGUCCAAUGCUGGUGGUAUAAAUUUUUACAAAUUUAUUCUAAGGAUCCUAAGUUCAUUGAAGUUUUGAGGAAAGUCUUGACUGACCAGUUACUUUACUCUCCAAUUUCGUUAUUCUGCUUCUUUACCUAUGGUACGAUGGUAUUAGAGUACGGAUCUUGGAAUGACGCCAAGGUCAAGAUGAGCAAAAUUUAUCUCAAAACAUUAAUGGCAAACUUCACCGUCUGGUUUCCAGUGCAGUUUAUCAAUUUCUUGAUUGUGCCACGUAACUACCAGGUUCCUUUUAGCUCUUCAAUCUCGGUAUUGUGGAACUGCUAUUUAUCCAUGAAAAAUUCUAGUGGUUAG
Messenger RNA from Priceomyces carsonii, 882 nucleotides. RefSeq lists its product as uncharacterized. Bases 1 to 882 code for a protein of 293 amino acids. NCBI's taxonomy places the organism in Eukaryota, Fungi, Ascomycota, Pichiomycetes, Serinales, Debaryomycetaceae. Gene Ontology annotation, cellular component: cytoplasm; membrane. The record is from RefSeq and is a predicted model, not a curated record. The transcript has a single exon.